This is a messenger RNA of Bacidia gigantensis, 360 nucleotides long. RefSeq lists its product as uncharacterized. The record is from RefSeq and is a predicted model, not a curated record. Lineage: Eukaryota; Fungi; Ascomycota; Lecanoromycetes; Lecanorales; Ramalinaceae. Bases 1 to 360 code for a protein of 119 amino acids. The transcript is spliced from 2 exons.
AUGCCAGACACCUCUUCUUCUCAAGGGGAUCAAGUCGCCGGCCAAGAAAUUCGAGAUGGCACUCAAGCCGCCGCCUCCAAGGCCACUGCACACUCGCCCGCCCGCCAUCACCCACUCUCUCUGCGCCAAUCCACAUGCGAGAUUGCCUACGCCGAAGACGUGGAAAUUAAACGCAACGAGGCGAAUGAUGUGGCGAUCGUUGCGGAGAGGGUCGUCGUUAGGGUGGUGUCUGAUAAAAUAGACGGUUACGUGUUAACGCGGCCGAAUCCUCUCUUCGGUCUCGUGUUUCUGGCACCGAAAGCGGUGCGACUGACUUACCCAGAGCAGAAAGAAAAGAACCUAUCCAUGCUGAGGCCAUGA